Messenger RNA from Myotis lucifugus (little brown bat), 4117 nucleotides. RefSeq names its product adenylate cyclase 2 (gene ADCY2). The coding region runs from base 249 to 3461 and encodes 1070 amino acids. Gene Ontology annotation, molecular function: adenylate cyclase activity. The transcript is spliced from 27 exons. Gene Ontology annotation, biological process: cAMP biosynthetic process; adenylate cyclase-inhibiting G protein-coupled receptor signaling pathway; intracellular signal transduction. The record is from RefSeq and is a predicted model, not a curated record. NCBI's taxonomy places the organism in Eukaryota, Metazoa, Chordata, Mammalia, Chiroptera, Vespertilionidae. Gene Ontology annotation, cellular component: plasma membrane.
AACUUUCAGGGAAGAAAACACGUCAGAUUUCCUCUGGAAAUCUGUUUUGCCAGGACAUAGCUGCUGGUGAUUCUGUUGAAGCUGUAAUGCAAACCUGUUCUGGCUUGUUCUCUUCUAAGUGGAAAAGGAGGAGCAGAGAAAGAAUCAUAAUUCUUCCCAAACCAACCAACCAACCAACCAACCCAAUCACUGUAGGAUGAACUUGGCUUUAUUAUUGCAGACAACAUUUCAGUAGCCUCGGUUGAAGGAUGCCAAUGGGAAGAAGUCAAUCCUUCAGCCCUUUUUUGGGAGGUGGAACACUGGAGAAGGAAGUGGAAGACCACGUGGCGUUUUUAAUAACAGUUCCCACUGCCCUGGCAAUUUUCUUUGCGAUAUUCAUCCUCGCCUGCAUCGAGUCUGUGUUUAAGAAGCUGCUCCGCCUCUUCUCUGUGGUCAUCUGGAUCUGUCUUGUGGCCAUGGCCUACCUAUUCAUGUGUUUCGGAGGCACCGUCUCUCCCUGGGACCAGGUGUCCUUCUUCCUCUUCAUCAUCUUCGUGGUCUACACCAUGCUGCCCUUCAACAUGCGAGAUGCCAUCAUCGCCAGCGUGCUCACCUCCUCCUCCCACACCAUUGUGCUGAGCGUCUGCCUGUCUGCGACACCCGGGGCCAAGGAGCACCUGGUCUGGCAGAAAAGAUUUCUGGAAUCUGCAUUUAUUAAGGGAAUCUGGAAUCCCUUAAUAAUAAAGAUCCUGGCCAACGUGAUCAUCUUCAUCUGUGGGAACCUGGCGGGAGCAUACCACAAGCACCUCAUGGAACUUGCUCUGCAGCAAACAUAUCAGGACACGUGCAAUUGCAUCAAGUCCCGGAUCAAAUUGGAGUUUGAAAAACGUCAGCAGGAGCGGCUGCUGCUGUCCCUGCUGCCAGCUCACAUAGCCAUGGAAAUGAAAGCUGAGAUUAUCCAGAGGCUGCAGGGCCCCAAAGCCGGCCAGAUGGAAAACACAAACAACUUUCACAACCUGUACGUCAAGCGCCACACCAACGUCAGUAUCCUCUAUGCUGACAUUGUUGGAUUCACCCGGCUGGCCAGUGACUGCUCCCCAGGAGAACUGGUCCACAUGCUGAAUGAACUUUUUGGGAAGUUUGAUCAAAUUGCAAAGGAGAAUGAAUGUAUGAGAAUAAAAAUUUUAGGAGAUUGCUACUACUGUGUGUCUGGACUCCCAAUAUCACUCCCCAACCAUGCCAAAAAUUGUGUGAAAAUGGGACUGGAUAUGUGUGAAGCCAUAAAGAAAGUGAGAGAUGCUACUGGCGUUGAUAUCAACAUGCGCGUGGGAGUGCACUCCGGGAAUGUCCUCUGCGGCGUGAUUGGCCUGCAGAAGUGGCAGUACGAUGUGUGGUCGCAUGACGUUACCUUGGCCAAUCACAUGGAAGCUGGAGGGGUCCCAGGACGUGUCCAUAUUUCUUCUGUCACCCUGGAGCAUCUGAAUGGAGCUUACAAAGUGGAGGAAGGGGAUGGUGACAUCAGGGACCCAUAUUUAAAGCAGCACCUGGUGAAAACCUACUUUGUAAUCAACCCCAAGGGAGAACGACGGAGUCCCCAGCACCUCUUCAGAACUCGUCACACCCUCGAUGGAGCCAAGAUGAGGGCCUCUGUGCGCAUGACCCGGUACCUGGAGUCCUGGGGGGCGGCCAAGCCCUUUGCACACCUGCACCACAGAGACAGCAUGACCACAGAGAACGGCAAGAUCAGCACCACGGAUGUACCAAUGGGCCAGCACAAUUUUCAAAAUCGCACCUUAAGAACCAAGUCACAAAAGAAACGAUUUGAAGAAGAAUUGAAUGAAAGGAUGAUUCAAGCAAUUGAUGGCAUUAAUGCACAAAAGCAAUGGCUCAAGUCCGAAGACAUUCAGAGAAUCUCAUUGCUUUUCUACAAUAAAAUACUGGAAAAAGAGUACCGAGCCACGGCACUGCCAGCGUUCAAAUAUUACGUGACCUGUGCUUGCCUCAUUUUCUUCUGCAUCUUUAUCGUGCAGAUUCUCGUGUUACCAAAAACCUCCAUCCUCGGGAUCUCCUUUGGAGCUGCGUUCCUCCUGCUUGCCUUUAUCCUUUUUGUCUGCUUUGCUGGACAGCUUUUGCAAUGCAGCAAAAAGGCAUCUGCCUCUCUCCUGUGGCUUUUAAAGUCAUCAGGCAUCAUCGCGAACCGCCCCUGGCCGCGGAUCUCUCUCACGGUCAUCACCACGGCCAUCAUUUUAACCAUGGCCGUGUUCAACAUGUUUUUCCUGAGUGACCCAGAGGAAACAGUCCCUCCAACUACCAAUACAUCAAACACAAGUCUUUCUGCCUCAAAUAAUCAGGCAGCGAUUCUGCGUGCGCAAAGCUUGUUUUUUCUUCCGUACUUUAUAUACAGCUGCAUUCUGGGGCUGAUAUCCUGCUCGGUUUUCCUGCGGGUGAACUACGAGUUGAAGAUGUUGAUCAUGCUGGCGGCGUUGGUGGGCUACAACAUCAUCUUUCUCCACACUCACGCCCAUGUCCUGGACGACUACAGCCAGGUCUUAUUUGAGAGACCAGGCAUUUGGAAAGACCUGAAGACCAUGGGCUCUGUGUCUCUCUUUAUAUUCUUCAUCACACUGCUUGUUCUGGGUAGACAGAAUGAAUAUUACUGUAGGUUAGACUUCUUAUGGAAGAACAAGUUCAAUAAAGAGCGGGAGGAGAUAGAAACCAUGGAGAACCUGAACCGCGUGCUGCUGGAGAACGUGCUUCCGGCGCACGUGGCCGAGCACUUCCUGGCCAGGAGCCUGAAGAACGAGGAGUUAUACCACCAAUCCUAUGAAUGCGUCUGCGUUAUGUUUGCUUCCAUUCCGGAUUUCAAAGAAUUCUACACAGAAUCAGAUGUCAACAAGGAGGGCUUGGAAUGCCUGCGGCUCCUGAAUGAGAUUAUUGCUGACUUUGAUGAUCUGCUGUCCAAGCCAAAAUUCAGUGGAGUUGAAAAGAUCAAGACCAUCGGCAGCACAUAUAUGGCAGCGACAGGUCUGAGCGCUGUGCCCAGCCAGGAGCAUGCCCAGGUACAGACAUGUCAGCCACACAGGGCACACGAGCCCGACAGGCAGUACAUGCACAUCGGCACCAUGGUGGAGUUCGCCUUCGCACUGGUGGCCAAGCUGGACGCCAUCAACAAGCACUCCUUCAAUGACUUCAAGCUGCGAGUGGGUAUGAACCAUGGACCUGUAAUAGCUGGUGUAAUUGGAGCUCAGAAGCCACAGUAUGAUAUCUGGGGCAACACCGUAAACGUGGCCAGUAGGAUGGACAGCACUGGAGUCCUGGACAAAAUACAGGUCACGGAGGAGACGAGCCUCAUCCUGCAGACCCUGGGGUACACGUGCACGUGUCGAGGCAUCAUCAACGUGAAGGGGAAGGGGGACCUGAAGACGUACUUUGUGAACACGGAAAUGUCAAGGUCCCUUUCCCAGAGCAACCUGGCUUCCUGAAGAGCAUCUUCGUUUUGGCAAGAAGAAUAUGUUUUUAGGAAGGUACGAUGCACUUUCUGACUGCAACAUUUGUCCCUCGUUUUUGAUGGCGUGCUCUGUUCUGUCCUCUGGAGCCUCUGCAGACUCGUUCCUGUGACCCGGGGGCACACCGUUUGGGGUGCCAAGAUCGUUCUGCCACUCGCACUGUGCUUACUCCGAAGGAAGAGGAAAAAGAGUGUGUGAUGGAGAAGAGAAAUGCAUUCAAAGAACUAACAUGGAUGAUAGAGGUGAAACAAACAAAAAUUCUUAAGGCAAUAAAACUAGGGGGUGUAUAUUAUCUUCUGGUGCAUGUUCUUUUCUGGAAAAUAUGGUAGCUCGCCAACCGCAUCCGCUAGUCUGAUAUUACAACACACAGUAUUCGUGACUAAGUUGAGUCUGUCAUCCCACAUGGAAUUUGACUGUGUUCACCCACGUGUCUCAUUGCCAGGGUCUGUCCACGGGCGCCGUUGGGAUCCCUGGCUCUGUCCCCUUGCUCUGUUGUGUCGUGCCAGCAGCACGUAGUCAUCCAUCACCAGAAUUAGUUCUCACCACCUAGGACCAGUUUUGUACCAAACGUGUCUGAUGUUUUGAUGCCAUUGUCUUUUGUAAGGUUAAUUCAUUAAAUUUUAUGUACUUUG